Messenger RNA from Calliphora vicina (urban bluebottle blowfly), 1431 nucleotides. Its product is annotated as tubulin gamma-1 chain-like. The coding region runs from base 278 to 1411 and encodes 377 amino acids. The record is from RefSeq and is a predicted model, not a curated record. Gene Ontology annotation, biological process: meiotic spindle organization; microtubule nucleation; mitotic cell cycle. Gene Ontology annotation, molecular function: GTP binding; structural constituent of cytoskeleton. Gene Ontology annotation, cellular component: gamma-tubulin complex; spindle; microtubule. The transcript is spliced from 4 exons. Lineage: Eukaryota; Metazoa; Arthropoda; Insecta; Diptera; Calliphoridae.
CUUUACAAUUAGGACAGUGUGGAAAUCAAAGUAUAUUUUAAAUUAAUUAUGUGUUUUAAAUAAAUUUUAUUGUUAUUAAACUUUAUUUAACCCAGUUGGUUUCGAAUUUUGGAAACGUUUGUGUUUGGAGCAUGGUAUUUCGCCCACCGGAGUUUUGGAAGAUUUCACAACCGAUGGCUUAGAUCGCAAGGAUGUGUUUUUCUAUCAAGCCGAUGAUAAUCAUUAUAUACCGAGAGCUGUGCUUUUGGAUUUGGAACCACGUGUUAUACACACUAUAAUGACAUCGACUCAUGCUAAGCUUUACAAUCCCGAAAACGUUUAUCUUUCCAAACAUGGUGGCGGGGCUGGCAACAAUUGGGCCUCCGGUUUCAGUCAAGGCGAAAAACUUCAAGAGGAAGUAUUCGAUAUUAUCGAUCGUGAAGCAGAUGGCAGUGAUUCUCUAGAGGGCUUUGUACUCUGUCAUUCCAUUGCUGGGGGUACGGGUUCGGGUAUGGGUUCAUAUAUGUUGGAACGUUUAUCGGAUCGUUUUCCCAAGAAACUUUUGCAAACCUACAGUGUGUUUCCCAAUCAAGAUGAGAUCAGUGAUGUGGUGGUACAACCCUACAAUUCUUUAUUAACUCUAAAAAGAUUAACCAAUUGUGCAGAUUGUGUGGUUGUUUUAGAUAAUACCGCUUUGAAUCGCAUAGCUUCUGAUCGUUUGCAUAUAGAAAAUCCAACUUUUACUCAGAUAAAUACUUUGGUUUCGACCAUAAUGUCUGUGAGUACAACAACACUGCGUUAUCCAUCAUAUAUGAAUAAUAAUUUGAUAGGAUUGACGGCACCUUUGAUACCCACGCCCCAGUUGCAUUUUCUAAUGACCGGCUAUACGCCCUUGACCACGGAUAAUGAUCCCAAUUGGAAUAUACGCAAAACUACGGUAUUAGAUGUUAUGAGACGUUUAUUGCAGCCUAAAAAUAUGAUGGUUUCCUCGGCCCCAGAUAAAACUAAUCAUCAUUGCUAUAUCUCCAUUUUAAAUAUUAUACAGGGUGAAGUUGAUCCCACCCAAGUCCAUAAGUCUUUACAACGUAUACGUGAGCGCAAAUUAGCUCAAUUUAUACCCUGGGGUCCGGCCAGUAUACAGGUAGCCUUGUCCCGAAGUUCCCCUUACGUUCAAAGUAAUCACAAAGUUUCGGGUCUUAUGAUGGCCAAUCAUACGGGCAUUAGCUCUCUGUUUAAUCGUUCUCUAGCUCAAUAUGAUAAGUUGCGUAAGAGGGGAGCAUUUUUGGAUCAAUUUCGUCGUGAGGAUAUGUUUAAAGAUGAUUUAUCCGAAUUGGAUAAUUCCCGAGAGGUUAUCGAUUGUUUGGCUCAGGAAUAUGAAGCGGCUACACAGAGGAAUUAUUUGCAGUGGGUGCCAAAAAAUCGGGGAGAGUAGUAUAGUGAAUGUAAUAAAAA